CGGACCGACUAGCACUAUCAAACUGGGUGGGAUCGACAGAGCCUCAUCGACGCGUGACGGUCGAAAGCUCUCAGGCCAUGGUCGCGACUUCAGUAGUUGAUGACAGAUAUAUGUGGUUUCAGUCUUAUCGCGAUGGUCAUCAUUAGGGGUUGCACUUCUGCUGACGUGGUAAAAAGUACUGGAAGAUAUUGGUACGAUGCAGCAGUUGGACUGCACUUGGAGUUGGCAUUCGAGAGUAUAUUCCAAACAACAAUUUUUGAUAUUUUUACUAAGAUAUUAAAGUGGCCGUCCACAUGUUCCUUACUGUGUACACAGUACAGUCUUAAAGAAACAAGGCUUGAACGCUCUCUAUCCUAUGAAGACCCACACAGCGACCGAACAAAUUAAAGGGCCGAAGGAAACCACAGGAGAAACGUCGUUCAAUCCCUUGCGCCACCACUGCCACAUUUGAUUUAUAUCCUACCUCGUGCUCGAGAAGACGAAAUGUGCGGGUCAGGUUUUCUCCG
Molecule: messenger RNA, 506 nt
Organism: Aaosphaeria arxii CBS 175.79
Lineage: Eukaryota; Fungi; Ascomycota; Dothideomycetes; Pleosporales
Exons: 1
Coding region: 100-387 (95 amino acids)
Source: RefSeq, a predicted model, not a curated record